AUGUCUACUCUACCAGACGAUCGGAGGCGAAUACUAAAGAUUGGAACAUCAACUCCGAACUUGUUAAACUUCAAGGAUCUUUGCCGCCUUUCCAUCACUUGCCGAUCUUUGAAUCGUCUCUCAAUCGAAGAAGAUCUCUGGUCUCAUUUACUUACUUCCGAUUUCCCACAAUUUGCAUCAUCCACCAGAAAUAACACCUCUUCUCAGAAUCCUACAAGCAAAGCGCUUUACAGAAACAGGUACGAGAGGAUUAGAUCUAAAAUGCAUUCAGCCCAUCUAAGAAUUGUUCUAAGGAUACAGAGUCGGAUUGCAGAGCAUACAAAACAGUUGGAGGAUUUAAAAGUGAAACGGGCACAAGAAAUAGAGAAAUUAGAGGUAGCAGUUGCAGAAUUGUCAAAUUUAAGCAGGAUCAGGCGGGCUUCAGUAGCACUAAAUAUUUGGCAACCAGAAGUUGUGAAGGGGAAACACAAACAAUUAGUUGAGCAAGGUGUUGUCUCAAUGGAUUCGCGCGUUCGUGCAGUUGAGAUGGAGAUUAGGCUAUGCAGGAAACAACUUGAAGGUUUUGAUAAGACUUCUAAAGAUGUGCAAAAAAGGCUCGAUUAUGCAAAGUUGGACUUGGAGUCUGCCCAAUACCAUCCUUUUGUUUUUGGAGAUCAAAAAUGUUAAUGAAAGUGGAAGUGUUGAUGAUAGUAGCUGGAAGAGGACAAGGAAGAAGAAGAGAGAAUUAGUCAAAUAAAGUAAGUAAAUCCAAUUCUUUCCAUAUUUGAAAGGAUAGGACCCUAUUUGUGUUUUUGGAUCUGGAUAUGGCUAAGAUAUAGGCAAUUAAUUUCUAAAAACAGAUCCAUACAUGAUUGGUCGGUUAGGUUUGAAAGAUGGAGUUUUGGAAUAUGGUUAAGAAAUGGUCAAUUAAUUUGUAGAAACAGAUACAUAUAUAUGGUUUGUUGAUUAUGUUGUUUGAAUAUGGUUAAGAAAUGGUCAUUAAUUUGUAGAUA
Impatiens glandulifera is the source of this 992-nucleotide messenger RNA. Its product is annotated as F-box protein SKIP24. NCBI's taxonomy places the organism in Eukaryota, Viridiplantae, Streptophyta, Magnoliopsida, Ericales, Balsaminaceae. The record is from RefSeq and is a predicted model, not a curated record. Gene Ontology annotation, molecular function: protein binding.